AUGGCCCAGGCGGGGGGACCCGUCCGCCUCUACCCCGAGGAGGGCUGCGCCGCCUCACCCCCGCCCUUUGUCCGUGGGGUUGACCGGAGGCCCUGGCCGGCCGGAGAGAGCCCCGAGUCUGGGAGGUGCAGCCCCCCGCGUUGCCUCACCCCCAACCUCAACGCCGGCCGCCUCCACCUCCUGCGCAAGGGCCUGUCCCUCAACGCCCGCCGCUCUCCCCUUGGCCUCUACAACAGCACCGGCUCCUUGGCCCGCAAGCCGGUGGAAACACCUCCCUUCGGCAACGGCGGCUGCCCGGGCGCGGGUCGUCUGACGGCUCCCUGCACCCCGCGACGGGACCGGCCCGGGCCUGCCCUCUCUUCCCCGGGUAACCGCAGCCCACCGAUGGCGGCAGCCCCGGAGGGACACAGCUCUGUCGUCACCUUCCGCUUCAUUGAGAAGGCCAGCGUGCGGACCCUGGGCGGCCUGCCGCCCACCCAGCCCCGCCGGGACAACGGGCCCCGCAGCCUCAGCCGCAGCCUAGAGCUUGGCGGGGACGUGCGGUCCCCCGGGCCCCAGCCCUUGCCCCUGCACCAGGAACAGCUCCUAAGCACGCUGAAGCUAGAGGCCUCCGCCUCUGACCCACUCCUAACUGGGAGAAGGACCUCAGGGGUGAUGCCUCCCUGUGGGGAGGAGCCCUGCACCUUCAAUGCCGACUGCCUCUGCCACCCUCUCACCAAUGGUCUGCCGGGGGACUUCUCCACCUUCACCGGGAGGCCCCUGAAGCCAGAGCCCCGACCCCAGGGCAGUACCUGGCUGUACCCUCGUCAAAGGUCGGCUCAUGCACAGCGCAUUGCCAGAGCCAAGUGGGAAUUCUUCUACGGCUCCUCAGACACCUUGAAGACAGGCUCCUCUGCCCCUGACUCUGCUCACCUGGCUGAGGGUCCCCAGAAGCCCGUCUGCCUGCCGCCCACCAAGCUGCCAGGGUCAGUGCCUGAGCACAGCUUGAGCCAUGUGGAGGUGGAGAUAGAGAUGUCUUCUCCAGGCAGCCAGAAACCUGGCUCCUGCGAGACUGGGAUUAUAAGGAGGACAGUGAAGUACUCCGAGACAGACCUGGACACCGUGCCGCUGAGGUGCUAUCGUGAAACCAACAUUGACGAUAUCCUGGCCGAGAAGGAGGAGGUGGAUUCAGCAAUUGAGAGCCAGAAGGACAGUGAGAGCAACCCGAGCUUCGGGAGCAGGAGGAACAGCACACCAGAGGAGCCCCCCACCCUGGACACCAGAUUCCCAAAAGGUGGGCUGCGGGAUGGGGAUGCAGAUGAAGACGAUGAGGUGUUUGAGGCAACAAGGAAGGAGAACAGGGAAAGGAUCAUGGACCGAGACACACAGGGUAUGCUCAAGUCUCCAGUGCCCUUCCUCCUUGGGCAUAGCCUCUCCAAGGAUGGUAUGGAUUCUUUCAGCAAGCAUUUUGAGAGCAUCAUGGAGUCCCAUCGAGCCAAAGGCACAUCCUACACCAGCCUGGACUCCAUUGACAUUCUCUCCUCCCCUGCCCAUACACAUGGGACCAUUUUCACUUUUGACCUCCCAACCCUCACCCCAGAAAUACAGGGACAGAUCCGGGAUAGUGCCAAGCUGAUUGAGGAGAACUUUGCUCCUCUGGCUCACUUGGAGCCAGACUCUGGGACCAGUUCAGCCACAGAUGCCCCCUGGAUGGAGAGAGAGGAGGAACGGGGCAAACGAAGGAAGGGUGCUCGGCACAGCCCUUGCCGCUCAGAGGAGAGCUUUGGUACUCCCUUGGCCUCCAAUGUGAGCAACCACCCCUUGAGCCAGGCAGUUUCAGACUCGGACUCUGAGAUGGACAGCGUGGAGCAGCUGGCCCUGGGCAGCACAGACACCCUCUCCAAUGGGCACAAGGCUGACCUGGAGGCCGCCAAACGCCUGGCCAAGAGGCUGUACAACUUGGAUGGCUUUAAAAAAGCAGACGUGGCCCGCCACUUGGGGAAGAACAAUGAGUUCAGCAGGAUGGUGGCAGGGGAAUAUCUGAAGUUCUUCGUUUUCACAGGGAUGAGCCUGGACCAGGCUCUCAGGUCCUUUCUAAAGGAGCUGGCCUUGAUGGGAGAGACGCAAGAGAGAGAGCGAGUGCUGGCUCAUUUUUCCCAGCGCUAUUACGAGUGUAAUCCCAAUGCUAUCCCUUCAGAGGAUGGAGCCCACACCCUCACCUGCGCCCUGAUGCUGCUAAACACAGACCUGCAUGGACAUAACAUUGGGAAGAGAAUGUCCUGCGCUGACUUCAUUGGCAACCUGGAGGGACUCAACGGAGGCACUGACUUCCCCAAGGAGCUGCUUAAGACACUGUAUGGCUCUAUCAAGAAUGAGAAGCUUCAGUGGGCCAUAGAUGAGGAAGAGCUGAGAAAGUCCCUCUCAGAGCUGGCAGACCCCAACCCAAAGUCCAUCAAGCGCAUCAGCAGCUGCAGUAACCCCUUUCUGGACUUCUCCCAGGAUGCCAGCAUUGCCACCUACAAGCACGGACUGUUAGUGCGCAAGAUCCAUGCUGAUCCUGACUGCAAGAAAACACCCCGAGGGAAGCGAGGCUGGAAGCCCUUCCACGCCAUCCUGAAGGGGAUGAUUCUCUACCUGCAAAAGGAGGAGUAUAAGCCAGGGAAGGCACUGGCAGAGGAGGAGCUGAAGAAUGCCAUUAGCAUCCACCAUUCACUUGCUACACGGGCAUCUGACUACAGCAAGCGACCCAACGUCUUCUACCUCAGGACAGCUGACUGGAGGGUCUUCCUCUUCCAAGCACAGAACCCUGAACAGAUGCACUCAUGGAUCACACGGAUCAAUGUGGUGGCAGCCAUGUUCUCUGCACCGCCCUUCCCUGCAGCCAUUGGCUCCCAGAAGAAGUUCAGCCGUCCACUGCUACCCAGCUCCUGUACCAGGUUGUCCCAGGAAGAGCAGGUGAAAAGCCAUGAGACUAAGUGCAAGGCAAUGACAGCAGAGCUGCUGGAGCAUCGCUCCUCACUGCCUGAGAAGAAGGUGAAGGGCAAGGAGUAUGAGGAGCUAAAGCAGAAGGAAGAGUACCUGGAAUUUGAGAAAUCUCGCUACAGCACCUAUGCCAUGCUGCUCCGGGCCAAGCUGAAGGCCGGCUCUGAGGAUCUGGCAGCGUUCGAGUCCACCCUCUUUGAUGCAGCAGGUGGGGAGGAUGAUGGCCUGAAAAAGUCCCGCUCCAGCCCCUCACUCAACGUGGAGCCCUCCAGCACUGCCACCAAGGUGAAGCGUGUCACGGAGCGCACUGGCCGCGCUCCCUCUGGCCACCCCCAGAAGUCGUAA
Indicator indicator is the source of this 3306-nucleotide messenger RNA. RefSeq names its product pleckstrin and Sec7 domain containing (gene PSD). Bases 1 to 3306 code for a protein of 1101 amino acids. NCBI's taxonomy places the organism in Eukaryota, Metazoa, Chordata, Aves, Piciformes, Indicatoridae. Gene Ontology annotation, biological process: regulation of ARF protein signal transduction. The transcript has 16 exons. Gene Ontology annotation, molecular function: guanyl-nucleotide exchange factor activity; phospholipid binding; protein binding. The record is from RefSeq and is a predicted model, not a curated record.